ACAGAAAAUAAGAAACUGAUUUUUAUAGACGAUUUUUGAGUCGUUUAUUUUCGUGACUUCGCAGACCAUAUACCAAUCAUGUUCGUGACCCGCAGCGCACGUUUCAAUUUUCUAGGAGAGUACUGGAAUGCCUGUGCCGGCGAUGACGUGCAAGCUCGGGAAUUGGUCUGCGAGGCCGCCACUGUCUGGCAGGCUCUUAGUCCGGCGGAGAAGUUGCUGUUCGAGGAGGACAAGUAUUUGAGGGCUCGUUUCGCCGAAGCAGGCAGCUCAGCUGACCGAGAGCGUGCAGGAAAUGGUCGGCAAAUCCAAGAACAGGCGACUACAGACUACAGCCAAGCCGAAGUUCAAGGCAGCAAAAAGUGUCCCCUAAUGAUCCGAUUGAUCUAUUCUCUGAGCGUGGUCAACCUUAAGUUUUUCUCUUCUGAAAUUAAGGCUUAG
Molecule: messenger RNA, 438 nt
Organism: Drosophila obscura
Lineage: Eukaryota; Metazoa; Arthropoda; Insecta; Diptera; Drosophilidae
Exons: 2
Coding region: 79-438 (119 amino acids)
Source: RefSeq, a predicted model, not a curated record